Messenger RNA from Sphenostylis stenocarpa, 753 nucleotides. The record is from the annotation of a GenBank genome assembly. Lineage: Eukaryota; Viridiplantae; Streptophyta; Magnoliopsida; Fabales; Fabaceae.
AUGCUUCUCCGAGCCGCUACUGCUUCGUCACUCUCCCUAUUCAACCCCAACGCUGAACCCUCGCGUUCGGUUGCCGUUCGGGGGAACAACGCGAGCCGGUUGGUGGUUCGCGCCGCGAAAGGAUCUACGAACCACCGCAUCCUAACCGGCGUGAUUUUUGAACCGUUCGAGGAGGUGAAGAAAGAGCUCGAUCUCGUUCCCACCGUUCCUCAAGCUUCUCUCGCACGCCAAAAAUACGUUGACGAAUCUGAAGCCGCCGUUAACGAACAAAUCAAUGUGGAGUAUAAUGUUUCGUAUGUGUAUCAUGCUAUGUUUGCGUACUUCGAUAGGGAUAACAUUGCGCUGAGAGGUCUUGCUAAAUUUUUUAAAGAAUCGAGCGAAGAAGAACGGGAGCAUGCUGAGAAAUUGAUGGAGUAUCAGAACAAGCGUGGUGGAAAAGUGAAGUUGCAGUCAAUUGUGAUGCCGCUUUCUGAGUUUGACCAUGCAGAUAAGGGAGAUGCACUGCACGCAAUGGAACUCGCUCUGUCGUUAGAGAAGCUAACGAACGAAAAGCUCCUUCACUUGCACAGUGUUGCCACGAAGAACGGUGACGUGCAGUUGGCAGACUUCGUGGAAAGCGAGUUUCUGGGCGAACAGGUGGAAGCCAUCAAAAGAAUAUCCGAGUAUGUUGCUCAGCUCAGAAGAGUUGGCAAAGGACAUGGUGUGUGGCACUUUGAUCAGAUGCUGCUCCACGAGGGAGGAGAGGCAGCGUGA